Messenger RNA from Apis dorsata (giant honeybee), 1784 nucleotides. RefSeq names its product histidine-rich glycoprotein-like. Lineage: Eukaryota; Metazoa; Arthropoda; Insecta; Hymenoptera; Apidae. The transcript has a single exon. Bases 334 to 1395 code for a protein of 353 amino acids. The record is from RefSeq and is a predicted model, not a curated record.
UGAUAUAUCACAUUUUUUUCCAAAUUGAAAAUUCUGACUCAUUUUUAUUUUCUAUAAACCUUAUGUAACCAUACUUUCACUUCAUACUAUGUACAACAAAAAGACUUUACACGGAAUUUAAGUAAAAAUACCCUCAAAGCAUGCACAAUUCCAUAGAAAACAGAUCGAUCAUACACCUCCUCAACGAAUAAAUCCAUCACCAACUUACUACUCCCAAUUCUUCGAAUUACACACGACAUUUAACGCCAUUUCCUUCUUCCAUCGUUCCCAACUUCUGCGUUUAAAUUAUAUUCCUAUUUUUAUUCUUCGAUCCUUUUCUCGAUCAUUUCCGUGAUGUUUGAUUGCAUCACUUCCAAUCAGACUCCAACCAUCCGUGUUUUUUCACCCCGAAAAACACUGGAUCGUUUCAUUACGGGCUCGAGAAAGUGUGAAAGGUACGCCCCACGCGGCGGAAGCGUUGCGGUCGCGCGGAUGAAAGCGGAAUCGAAGGAAACGGUCGGAAGCCCCUCGAAGGAACGAUCGAACCGUGGAUAUUUAAGUGUGGACCGGUGGCUACGCGAUCAUCAGUCGAAGCUUGAUCUGGAGAUGCUGCGUUUCGUGCCCGUAAUUCUAUUAUUGUUUCAAACAUGCGUUGCUCGAGAAUUGGUGAGCAUUCGGGGUCGUCGAGACAUCCAGGCCGAGGAUAUCACCUCUGUCACCUCGAUGCCCAUCACCUCCAACGUCGAGUCGAAGACUGACCUCGUGCCAGCUGCCUCCGGACACCAAGGCCACCGUCACGAGUCCGGAGGGGGGCAGAGCCACCAUUCCGAUCACCACGAGGAACACGGUGAAGAGGGUGAGAAAGGAUACAAGAGCCAUCACCAUCACGACAAGAUCGACAAGGGUGAGCACGACAAACAUCAUCAUUCUGGUCAUCACGAGGAACACGGUGGCCAGAAGAAGGGGCACCACGAUGAGCACGAGAAGUACGGGGAACACCACGAAGGUGAGAAAGGGCACAAGGCUGGCAAGUUUGGGGAGAAGAAGGGGCACAAGAAAGGUCACAAGACGAAAGGGUAUCACAACAAGUUCCACAAGGACGAGUAUCACAAGGAGCACAAGUUUUACGAUGACUACCAUAAAGGGGGACAUCAUAAGAAACACGGUGACUUCCACGGGCAUCACGAGAAGAAGGAAGGUCAGCAUAAGAAAGGUGGCCAUCAUCAUUCCGGGUAUCACGAGGAUCAUCGUGGUAAAAAGGGUCAUCGUGACAAGGGACACCUCGACGAGGAGCACAAAGGUCAUCAUGGGAAACAUGGACACGAUGAGCAUUACAGUCAUCAUGAUUCUUAUGGAAAGAAGGGUGAUCAUCAUUCUGGAAAGAAAUAUGGAUAUAGUAAAGGACACAAAGGAUGAAGAAGAGAUUAAGAACGAUUUUGGAUUCCUUGAGAUUAUCGUCUUGUUUUCAGUUUAAGAAUAGAUAGAUACUCUAUUCUUGUGAAUCGACGAUUUAAAAAAUUGCGAUUUGUUAAUUGACUGUACUAGAGGAAUAACAAAUUAAUAUUUUUAUGCGAAAAAAAAGUCAAUUUUAAAACGAAUUUUAUAUUACAAUAUAAUACUUAUUAUAUUGUAAUAUUGUAGAAUUUGAUAUUAAGUUAACCGUCUUCAAUGAUGAUUAUUAUUACUUUACACAUAGCUUAUAUCUCCGUAAUACAAUGUGGAAUUACACGCUUAACGGAACGUUAUUUACGCCAUUCGUUAUUCAUGCUACACUCGUUUAAUACCUUAAAUAUUUCACAGCCGUC